CUUUGUGUGACAACCUUUCCUUUCCAGAAGGUUCUUAUCCGGCGCCAUUUUGUCGCGAGGAAUAUUUCCUGGCGGCGGUUGGCCGAAAGAGGUCAGGUAGCGGAGAAAGAGAAAGACCCCGACCUUAGUUGUGAAGGGGUGGCGACUUCGAAAGGAGCAAUGCGGUAUUCCAAACGAACUAACUAUCCUGACUGGGAUGAAAAACAAGGUUUGGAUCACAAAGCAGGCAGCAGCCACCAGAAGAGAAGGCGACAAUCCCACAGCAGUGCCCAUGAGAGCAAGCGCUGUAAACAUAAUCACACUGAAGAGUAUGACAGCCUUUAUUCAGAUGCCUGUUCCUUCCAUGAAAAAGAUCCUCAUGAACGGUGCUAUGUUGAAGAAUACAGAAACAACUAUAGUCAACUUUCUGACACCCGACACCAUUGCAGAGACCCUGAAAAUGGUUAUCACAACCACAGUAGCAAGUCAUCUGGUCAUAGUGGCAGAAGCAGCUACAAAAGGAAGCACAAGACUCAUCAUAAAUCACAUCAUCAUUCACACACGAGGAAUCACCGAAGGAAAAGAUCGAGGAGUGUAGAGGAUGAUGAGGAGGGUCACCUGAUCUGUCAGAGUGGAGACGUACUAAGUGCAAGAUAUGAAAUUGUCACUACUUUGGGUGAAGGUGCUUUUGGAAAAGUGGUGGAGUGCAUUGAUCAUAAAGCGGGAGAUAGACGUGUAGCAGUAAAAAUAGUUAAAAAUGUUGAUAGAUACACAGAAGCAGCUCGUUCUGAAAUACAAGUGUUGGAGCACUUAAAUGCAUCGGAUCCUAACAACAUAUUUCGCUGCGUCCAAAUGUUGGAAUGGUUUGAACAUCAUGGCCAUAUUUGCAUUGUGUUUGAACUUCUGGGACUUAGUACAUACGACUUCAUUAAAGAGAAUAGUUUUCUGCCAUUCAGUCUUGACCACAUUAGAAGAAUGGCAUACCAGAUUUGCAGAUCUGUAAACUUUCUGCAUUCAAACAAACUGACUCAUACCGAUCUGAAGCCUGAAAACAUAUUAUUUGUGAAGUCAGACUACACAGAACAGUAUAACCCCAAACUGAAACGUGAUGAACGAACACUAAAAAGUCCAGAUAUCAAAGUUGUAGAUUUUGGAAGCGCAACAUACGAUUAUGAACAUCAUAGUACUCUUGUGUCUACAAGGCAUUACAGAGCUCCUGAAGUUAUUUUGGCUUUGGGAUGGUCACAGCCAUGUGAUGUAUGGAGUAUUGGCUGCAUUCUCAUUGAAUAUUACCUUGGAUUCACUGUAUUUCCGACACAUGACAGUAAAGAGCAUCUGGCAAUGAUGGAGAAGAUAUUGGGGCCACUACCAAUUCACAUGGUCCAGAAAACAAGAAAGCGCAAGUAUUUCCACCAUGACAGAUUGGAUUGGGAUGAGCAAAGUUCUGCUGGCAGAUAUGUUUCAAGGCGUUGUAAGCCACUGAAGGAAUUCAUGCAGUGCCAUGAUCUUGAUCACGAAGAUCUAUUUGAUCUCAUACAACGAAUGUUGGAGUAUGAUCCUGCCAAAAGAAUUACUCUUGUAGAAGCAUUGGAACAUCCAUUCUUUUCUUCAUUAAAGGAGAAGAUGUAAAUAACUGCAUAUCUGUAGAUGAUUAAAGACUGUGUCAGUCAGGAAAAAGCAAAUAAGAUUUUUAAUCUUCUUGUAUAUUAGCUCUGUAAAUGUUUUGUAUUGUUCAAUCCAUUGACCUAGCUCUUGCAUUAAAAUAUUUGACAGUGA
Messenger RNA from Hemicordylus capensis (graceful crag lizard), 1755 nucleotides. It is a transcript of the gene CLK1, whose product is annotated as CDC like kinase 1. Gene Ontology annotation, cellular component: nucleus. The record is from RefSeq and is a predicted model, not a curated record. Bases 160 to 1608 code for a protein of 482 amino acids. Gene Ontology annotation, molecular function: protein tyrosine kinase activity; ATP binding. NCBI's taxonomy places the organism in Eukaryota, Metazoa, Chordata, Lepidosauria, Squamata, Cordylidae. Gene Ontology annotation, biological process: protein phosphorylation; regulation of RNA splicing. The transcript has 13 exons.